Sphaeroforma arctica JP610 is the source of this 342-nucleotide messenger RNA. RefSeq lists its product as hypothetical. The coding region runs from base 1 to 342 and encodes 113 amino acids. NCBI's taxonomy places the organism in Eukaryota, Ichthyosporea, Ichthyophonida. The transcript has a single exon. The record is from RefSeq and is a predicted model, not a curated record.
AUGGACCCCAUCUUAAACACUGAUCGUACCGACAACGUGCUGUACUACGAUGCAACCCUCAAGGAAAUCGUGUACGGUGCACCACUCAACGAGGCGACCGAUGGAACCUCGUGUAGUUCGUGCACACCGCUGGACGUCCUCAACAACCAGUGCGGCCACGGAGUUGAGAUUGUGCCGUCGGCCAAGGUCGCAUGCAUCGGCGGCAACUACGGAAACAGCGGAUCGUCGUCAUCGGAUCUUUCAGCCUCGUAUCUUUCUUCGGGCGCAGAGGUCGCCAAGGCCAACACAGUGCUCGGUGCAAUUGCGUUGGUGCAUGUGAUGGCCGCCAUGGCCAUGUUCUAG